Schistosoma turkestanicum is the source of this 594-nucleotide messenger RNA. The record is from the annotation of a GenBank genome assembly. Lineage: Eukaryota; Metazoa; Platyhelminthes; Trematoda; Strigeidida; Schistosomatidae.
AUGACAGUAACGUCGCAUGUUGUUCCAAGUGUUCCAUGGAUGGAUAGUUCAAUGUGUAAAGUGAAUCGAUUGACGAUAGCUGAUCGUUUACUGAUUGUAUCAACAUACACGAAAACAGUCUUAAUACUUGCUACAAUACAAAUAUUGAUCACACUUUGCGUUUUAAUGAUCUCAUCUAUAAUUAUCCACUAUAAACUAAUUAAAAAAAAUGACGUAAUACAGUUAGUUGUUGCUGUUAUAUCUGUUCUCAUCGCUUUUUUGAUAGCGCUACUUAUUGCAGUUGUGAAGAACAUCAGUGAGAAAUAUCCUCUGAACGUUGUCUUUGUGAUCCUUUAUUCUAUUCUCAUGUCUAUAGCAUUUGCAUUUUCAAAUGCCGGAUUUUCUACUCCUAUUACUCUUGGCGUAUUCGGUGUCAGCUUGGUACUCUUCACAUCUGCCUUACUGAUUGGUGCAGCAAUAAAGACACGUUUAGUGGAUCAUUCAACAGCUAUUCUAAUAUCACUUGGUGUUAUAUCGAUUGUAAUUCUGGCAGUUUCUAUUGCACUCGACGAUUUGAAACACCGGGUAUAUCAAUCAUUUGAUUCGCUUGAAUAA